AUGCCGAAUACUCUAGGCGAUACUAGCAAGCCAAAUCCCAAAGUCGAAGAAAAUGUCCUAGAUACUAGUUCACAGACAUGGCUGGGAAGGAUUCAUCCAUAUUUCAAAGAUCCGGGACAUGUCAUAACCCUUAAACUCGAUGCUUUUCUCCUGACUUGGGCGUUUGUUGCUGGAUUGUUGAAAGAUAUGGACCAAUCAGCAACGACACAAGCCUAUGUUUCGGGCAUGAAGGAAUCGCUUUCACUUUAUGGCAACGAACUAGUCGAAUUUACCACAUAUUUCUCUGUUGGAUAUGCGUUGUUCAUAGUCCCGGCUCAAUUGAUACAGACACGAAUCCGCCCUUCUAUAUUCUUACCGAUUUGCGAGAUAAUAUGGGGAGCACUUACUCUCGCUACGUACAAGGCACCAAAUGCGAAAACCGUUUAUGGACUGCGAUUCUUCCUUGGGGUCUUUGAGUCAACCUCAUGGCCUGGCCUUGUUAGCCUUAUUUUCAAUUGGUAUACACCAAGAGAAUUAGGGAAACGAUUAGCCAUAUUUGGCGUUAGUGGUGUAGCUGGGAAUAUGUUCUUGGGUAUUUUACAGGCUGCCUUCUAUAAAAAUCUCAAUGGAGUGAACGGCCUCGAGGGAUGGCAGUGGUUAUUUAUCGUUUCGGGAAUUAUUACCAUGGUGUGGGGAUCUAUAGGAUUCUUAGUGAUCCCUGAUUCUCCUCAAAUCACCCGAGCCAUCUACUUGAGCCCUUCGGAACGUGAACUAGCACGUUCAAGGUUGCUAGAACACGGGGUGAAUACUUCAGAAUUAAUUCCCUUCAGCACUCUUGUAGAGAAACUUCGCCUACUACUUAAGAGUCCCCUUACAUAUUUAUUUCUCACAGCCUACCUCCAAUUCGCCUGGUCUCAACGCGCCAACUCAUAUUUCCUCUUGUAUCUCAAAGGCGUUACAAAUUCCACAGGAGAACCACUUUACUCGACCUACACGGUAAAUCUUAUCCCCCUUGGCGGCUACGCAAUCUCGAUAGUGUGCAAUAUCGCCCUAAAUGCUCUAAGUGAUUGGAAGGGCUGGCGAUGGCAGAUCUCUUGCGGCGCAGCCACUCUACAGUUACUAGCUACGUCCGUAUUAGCUGGGUGGCCUAAUUCGCACCCCACUAUCAUGACCUUCUAUUUCUUAACCUUUGCUACAGCUGCUUGGGGUUACGCAUUAAUCGCCUGGCUUGCAGAAAUUUUGCGCAAAGAACCGGAAGGGCGAUCCAUCAUCGUAGCAAUUGCAAUCACUCUGGUUUAUGUGGGACAUGCUACUAUCCCUCUACGCGUAUGGCAAGUUUCGGACUCUCCGAAGUACCCGAUUGGAUUCCCAAUGUCAGCGGCGUUUUGCGUGGGAAGUAUAAUAGCCAUGUUGAGUAUUCGAUUUUACGUUCAAAAAAAUCCAAGUAUAUUGGACUCGGGGUUAGCUUGGAAGGCACAAGAUAACAUUACAGAAGGGCCAUCCGAUUCUGAUAAUUCAGCAAGGAAAGGUGGUUAA
This is a messenger RNA of Hypoxylon trugodes, 1515 nucleotides long. Its product is annotated as major facilitator superfamily domain-containing protein. Gene Ontology annotation, biological process: transmembrane transport. The record is from RefSeq and is a predicted model, not a curated record. Lineage: Eukaryota; Fungi; Ascomycota; Sordariomycetes; Xylariales; Hypoxylaceae. Gene Ontology annotation, molecular function: transmembrane transporter activity. The transcript has a single exon. The coding region runs from base 1 to 1515 and encodes 504 amino acids. Gene Ontology annotation, cellular component: membrane.